AUGCUGAGUCAGUUGCUGCUGCAACCCACUGACAUCAUGCUGAAGACAUACACUGGGGAACCGCUGGCACCAGAAGGGGUCAUCAAGGUGCAAGUUGAACUGAAUAAGCAGUGUGCAACUCUACCCUUGUACGUGGUAAAGGUGGAUGCUCCACCACUGUUUGGUAGGGAGUGGCUGAGAGUGAUUAAGCUGAACUGGAAAGACUUAAAGAUGGUCCAUGCCAGAGAGCAAAGCGGAAAUGACAAUCUGGAGGCUGUGCUAAAGAAACACUCUGCCGUUUUCUCUAAGGAGCUGGGCACAAUGAAAGGAAUUAAAGCCAGAUUGACUCUUAGGCCUGAUAGUUGGGGCAUAGUGCCUGUCAACAAGAAGGAUGGCUCAGUGAGACUGUGUGGGGCUUUCAAGGUCACUCUCAAUUCACAGCUCUGUGUGGAUAAGUACCUACUUCCACGCAUUGAGGACCUGUUUGCUUCUCUAGCAGGAGGUCAGCAUUUCAGUAAGCUAGACUUAGCAAAUGCCUACUUACAGAUGGAGGUAGAAGAGGAGUCUAAGAAGCUGCUGACUAUUUCGACACAAAAAGGGCUGUUCCGUUUCAAUCGCUUGCCUUUUGGAGUGGCGCCUUCACCUGCAUUGUUUCAGAAGGCUAUGGAUCAAGUGCUUCUCGGCCUACCAUACACCCAUUGUUAUCUGGAUGACAUCCUCGUCAGUGGUCCAGAUAAACAGACACACCUGAGAACCCUUAAGGCAGUUUUGGGCAGGCUGGAGGACUAUGGCCUGCGUCUCAAACAAGAGAAGUGCCUGUUUUUCCAAGAAUCGGUGGAAUACCUGGGCCACAUAAUUGAUGCGGCAGGGUUACACAAAUCACCAGAAAAGGUGCGUGCCGUUAUGGAAGCUCCAGCACCAGCUGAUGUCAGCCAGUUACGUUCUUUUCUGGGAAUGCUCAACUAUUAUGGACGUUUCAUACCUGAUUUAGCUACAGUCCUGAAACCGCUGAAUGAGCUACUCAGUAAAGAGAAGAAAUGGCAGUGGACAUCAGCCUGCGAGUCAGCUUUCCAGAAAGCUAAAGAACGUCUGGCCUCACCAAAAAUACUCACCCACUACAAUCCUGAACUGCCUCUCCGUUUGGCAUGUGACGCUUCACCAUAUGGCGUUGGAGCCGUGCUCUCACAUGUCAUGCCUGAUGGCCAAGAACGGCCAAUUGCUUAUGCUUCACGAACCCUCAGCGAAGCUGAACGAAACUAUGCUCAGAUCGAGAGGGAGGCGUUGGCAAUUGUUUUUGGAGUGCGCAAGUUUCACCAGUAUCUCCAUGGUAACAAGUUCACCUUGCUCACUGAUCAUCGCCCACUGACCUCAAUUCUGAGUCCAGUAAAAGGUACACCAUCAAUGGCAGCUGCGCGAAUGCAGCGUUGGGCGCUCAUUCUGUCAGCACAUAAUUUCACCUUACAGUAUCGGAAGGGGGCACAUCACGCCAAUGCUGACGGUCUGUCACGUUUACCUCUGCCCCUUGCACAGAAAGAGAAACAGGGAGCAGUUGAGGUAUUCUACGCAUCUCAGCUGGACACAUUACCAGUCAGUGUCGCCGAGAUCAGACGUGACACUUUGUCUGAUGUCACUUUGUCUCGUGUGCUGGAAAUGGUAAUAACUGGACGUUUUCCAGCAACAAAGGACACAGAUCAAGAGCUGUCACCCUAUCUGAUGCGCAGACAUGAACUCACAAUACAGCAGAGAUGCCUCAUGUGGGGCUUGAGGGUGGUUGUGCCACCUAAGCUGCGCUCUCAUGUACUGAAAGAGCUCCACACUGCACAUCCAGGGAUGGUGAGGAUGAAGAGCUUAGCUCGCAGCUAUGUUUGGUGGCCUGGCAUUGAUUCUCAAAUUGAGCUUCAAGCUAAAGCCUGCCACUCUUGUCAGCGUGUGCAAAAAGAGCCUGGGUUAGCGCCUUUACACCCUUGGCUGUGGCCUUCCUGUCCAUGGGAACGGAUCCAUGUGGAUUUUGCGGGUCCAUUUGAAAGUCACAUGUACCUGGUGGUGGUAGAUGCACAUUCCAAGUGGCCUGAAGUGCAUAUUAUGGAUAGCACCACAGUUGGUAAAACCAUACAAGUGCUACGGGGUCUCUUUAGUCGCCAUGGCAUUCCCCACGUCCUGGUGAGUGAUAACGGACCGCAGUUCUGUUCUGAGGAAUUCAGGGUGUUCCUGAAAGCUAAUGGAGUCAAACACAUCCGCUCCGCGCCGUACCAUCCUGCCACUAAUGGUUUGGCUGAGCGUUUUGUGCAGACAUUCAAGCAUGCACUGAAAGCCUCCAGGGGAUGCGCAACAACAAUGCCGACAGCAACACUCCAGGGACAGACGUUCACUGUUGGCGAGCCUGUCCUGGUGCGCGAUUAUAGGAAGGGAGAGGACAAGUGGACGCACGGUGUCGUACUGGAGAAGACUGGGCCAGUGUCAUACAAGGUGAAUGUGGGAGCCCAAGGGGUGUGGAAACGUCAUGUGGAUCAGAUGCUGACACGACCUGAGUCAGUAUCUCAGCAGGUCACAGUGGAUCCUCCGACAAGCUCUCAGAUGUCACCAGCCCAGAGUGGUAGUGACACCAUGCUUUACCCUUGUACAACUCUGCAGGAAGAGACUGUUGAACAAGUUAUGGGGACCACCGUACCUCCAGAUACACCCCAGUCUCUUAAAUCAUCACCGACUGACUGUACACAGGUUACAGAGCCUGUAAGACGUUACCCAGUGAGAGUCACCAAGCCACCCGCUCGUUAUUGUGAUGGGUGA
Messenger RNA from Maylandia zebra (zebra mbuna), 2766 nucleotides. Lineage: Eukaryota; Metazoa; Chordata; Actinopteri; Cichliformes; Cichlidae. The record is from RefSeq and is a predicted model, not a curated record.